AUGUCUGGUCUCAACGCUGGUGACGCUUUCCCCUCUGACGUCGUCUUCUCCUACAUCCCCUGGUCCGAGGACAAGGGCGAGAUCACCUCCUGCGGUAUCCCCAUCAACUACCACGCCUCCAAGGAGUGGGCCGACAAGAAGGUCAUCCUCUUCGCCCUCCCCGGUGCCUUCACUCCCGUCUGCUCUGCCAACCACGUCCCCGAGUACAUUGAAAAGCUCCCUGAGAUCCGCAAGAAGGGUGUCGACGUUGUUGCCGUCCUUGCCUACAACGAUGCCUUCGUCAUGAGCGCCUGGGGUAAGGCCAACCAGGUCACCAACGACGACAUCCUCUUCCUCUCCGACCCCCAGGCCAAGUUCUCCAAGAGCAUUGGCUGGGCUGACGACGAGGGCCGCACUGGCCGUUACGCCAUCGUCAUUGACCACGGCAAGGUCACCUACGCUGCUCGUGAGCCCGCCAUGAACCACCUUGAGUUCUCCCGUGCCGAGCACGUCCUCAACCAGCUGUAA
This is a messenger RNA of Aspergillus chevalieri, 507 nucleotides long. It is a transcript of the gene ASPF3, whose product is annotated as peroxiredoxin family protein. Bases 1 to 507 code for a protein of 168 amino acids. The record is from RefSeq and is a predicted model, not a curated record. The transcript has 3 exons. Gene Ontology annotation, cellular component: mitochondrion; peroxisome; cytoplasm. Lineage: Eukaryota; Fungi; Ascomycota; Eurotiomycetes; Eurotiales; Aspergillaceae. Gene Ontology annotation, biological process: cellular response to oxidative stress; hydrogen peroxide catabolic process; cell redox homeostasis. Gene Ontology annotation, molecular function: thioredoxin peroxidase activity.